Lepus europaeus (European hare) is the source of this 3457-nucleotide messenger RNA. RefSeq names its product KAT8 regulatory NSL complex subunit 1 like (gene KANSL1L). Gene Ontology annotation, cellular component: NSL complex. The transcript is spliced from 15 exons. Lineage: Eukaryota; Metazoa; Chordata; Mammalia; Lagomorpha; Leporidae. Bases 485 to 3457 code for a protein of 990 amino acids. Gene Ontology annotation, molecular function: histone acetyltransferase binding. The record is from RefSeq and is a predicted model, not a curated record.
AUUUAACCUUUUGUCUCUGGAAGAUCAAGAAACUGUGACUUUGCUUUUUGCCUUAGUUUCUGAGUACAAUGUUAGCAAAAUACUAUUACUGUUUGACUUUUUCUUUACUUUGAGUGGUUGUCUAGGUGGAGGCCUCAUUGAUCUUAUUAGUUGUCUACUAAGGUGUAGCAAGUUCCCACUGUGGAACUAUGCUGCAUUAUCCAAGAGCUUCAUACAGUUUUGCUGCCAUUUAUCAUGAUGUUAGAGUAUUUUACUUCCUCUGCACAUUCAUCUUUCAUUUAAGGGGUUAAAGAUUCCAUGCUGAUCAUUCUGGUUUCCCUUGUCUUCCCUGAGUUUCACAAAUAGAUGCCUAGUGUCUAAAUUUCCUUUGCUGUAUUACUCAGAUUGUUCUUGAUAGCCCACCUACUGUUGACAAUGGCAGCAUUUACUCUCCUUUAAUCUACCACUUAAACCUGGCUUCCGGAAAUUCUCUGCAGGAAUCGCCAUGACCCCAGCUUUGAGGGAGGCAACAACAAAGGGAAUCUGCUUUUCAUCUUUGCCAAGUGCCAUGGAGUCUGACAAGAUGCUAUGCAUUGAAAGUCCAAGAAUUGUGGAUGAAAAGCUAACGCGAGACACUUUCUCUCAGAUGCUGGGAUUUCCUACUUCUGAAUCUACUCUUAAUACUAAUUUUGUGAAUUUAAAACAUUUUGGCUCCCCACAGUCUUCAAAACAUUAUCAGACGGUGAUUUUAAUGAGUUCUAAUUCCGCAUUAAAUAAAUACACUGAGAGUUACAACCAAAAGGCAUCAGGGGAGCCCAGUUGCAAUAAACUGAAAAGCAUAUUGUGUAAUGGCAAAAACAUUCAGUUAAGUAAAAUCUGCCAUUCUCACUCUGAAGAGUUCCUCACAAAAGAACCUCUAUCAGAUACCACAAGUCAGUGCAUGAAAGAUAUACAAAUUAUUUUGGACUCAAAUAUAAAUAUAUCCAAAGACACAAAUGCAGAUAAAAUGCAACUGCAAAACUGUAAAUGGUACCAAAAGAAGGCACUUUUGGAUAAGCUUAGUGAUGCCGAGAUUAAAAAGGGUUCAUUGAACUGUGCUCAAAAGAAAAUUGGACCUGGCCACUCAAAUGUUCUUAUUAGUUCCACAGCUGCUGAAAAAGAGGAGGAAGUGAAUGCUCGGCUACUUCAUUGUGUAAGCAAACAGAAAAUUUUACUUAGCCAGGCUAGAAGAACUCAGAAACAUUUGCAGAUGCUCCUGGCAAAGCAUGUUGUUAAGCACUAUGGUCAGCAAAUGAAAUUUUCUGUGAAACAUCAGCUCCCCAACAUGAAGAUCUUUCAUGAACCUACCACAAUUAUGGAUAAUACUUCACCUAAAUGCACUGAAGUUAAGCCAGAAGUUAAUAUAUUGACUGCAGAGAAUAAAUUGUGGAAUGAUACAAAAAAUGGCUUUGCACAGUGUACAGCUGCAGAAAUCCAAAGAUUUGCACUGUCUGCUACAGGGUUGUUGUCUCAUGUUGAAGAGGGGCUGGAUUCUGAUGCUACUGAUAGCAGCUCUGAUGACGAUUUGGAUGAAUAUGCCAUUAGAAAAAAUGUGGCAGUUAACUGUAGUACUGAAUGGAAGUGGCUUGUAGACAGAGCAAGAGUUGGCAGCCGAUGGACUUGGCUUCAAGCCCAGAUUUCAGAGCUAGAAUACAAAAUCCAACAACUAACCGACAUUCACAGGCAUAUUCGUGCUUCCAAGGGGAUAGUGAUUCUAGAAGAAUGUCAAGUUCCAAAAGACAAUCUGAAAAAACAAACACAAUAUGCAGAUCAAGCAGCUUCGUUAAACACUGCAGGGAAUCCUCAGAUUUCCCAGGAGAGUCAAGAUCCUUUCCCAGAACAAGAUUUUGAGAUGUCACCCAGCAGUCCUACAUUACUUCUUCGAAACAUAGAAAAACAGAGUGCACAGUUAACUGAGAUCAUCAACAGUUUGAUUGCCCCUCUCAACUUGUCCCCAACUUCAUCACCCCUCUCUUCUAAAUCCUGUAGCCAUAAAUGUCUGGCUAAUGGCAUUUCCAAGAGUGCUUCAGAGAAUUUAGAUGAGCUCUCUUCCUCCAAUAGCUGGUUACUUAACCAGAGGCACAGUAAGAAAAGGAGAAAAGACAGGACAAGAUUGAAAUCUCCAUCCUUGACUAUCACGAAUACAGCAGCCCGAACAAGGCCACUUCAAAGUUUCCACAAACGAAAACUCUACAGAUUGAGCCCUACUUUUUAUUGGACUCCACAGACUUUGCCUUCAAAAGAAGCAACACUUUUAAAUACUACACAAAUGCCAUCUUGUCUACAGUCAGCUUCAGCUUGGAGUAGUUAUGAACACAACCCAGACUCUCAGAUAUUAAGAGAACAUGUAUCAGAGUUAGAUCCUGCUUUUCAUUCUGUCCUAUCAUUGCCAUCAGAUGUGCCUCUUCAUUUUCACUUUGAAACGUUAUUUAAAAAGACUGAAAUAAAAGGAGAUCUUGAUGAAAAUAAAUUUUUAGGCGACUGUGUCAUAGCUCCAACAGCUGUACAUAGUACUUCUUUGAAUCAAUGGAGAAAUGGAUAUUCACCUACGUGUAAACCUCAAAUAAGGUCAGAAUCUUCUACACAACUGUUACAGGGAAGAAAGAAAAGACAUUUGAGUGAAACAGCUUUAGGAGAAAAAACUAGAUUUGAAGAAUUUGCUUUUCAACACACAGAACCAGGAUCCCAUAACCAUUUUACUCCUGUUUCUAAUGUUAACAUUAUCUCAAGAACCCAGAAUUCGUCAUCUCAGAAUACUGCACGAAGGAGAUUGAGAAGUGAGAGCUCUUAUGACAUAGAUAACAUUGUGAUUCCCAUGUCAUUAGUAGCCCCAGCUAAGUUAGAGAAACUCCAAUACAAAGAAAUACUUACUCCAAGCUGGAGGAUGGUUGUUCUUCAGCCUUUGGAUGAAUAUAAUCUAGGUGAAGAGAUAGAAGAUCUUUCUGACGAAGUCUUCUCCCUAAGACACAAAAAAUAUGAAGAGAGAGAGCAAGCCAGGUGGUCACUCUGGGAACAAAGCAAGUGGCACAGAAGAAACAGCAGAGCUUUCAGUAAGCACACUGAGGGACAGGACUUGCUUUUGAAAGAGUACCCCAGUGACUUCCAUAGUGGUCAACAAUAUGCUGCUGAAAGUACUCCGAAGUUUUCCUCAGAGAAUCAUGAUCUUUGUGCACAUGGCUCACCUUCUUUAAGUGAAAGUCAAGAAAUCAAGUCUCUGUGGUGGGACCGACGGGCUUUUCCACUGAAAGAUGAAGACACAGCAGCUUUAUUAUGCCAAGAUGAAAAAAAGGAUCAGACAGAAAAGUCAAGCACAGCUUUGCACAGUGAACUCUUCUGUGCCAGUGCAGAGAAUGGCCACCAUCCAAAAAAGCAGUCAGUUGGAAUGGAAGAGUACAAAACUUUUGGCCUGGGACUCAUUAAUGUUAAGAAAAAUAGGUGA